Molecule: messenger RNA, 975 nt
Organism: Penaeus indicus
Lineage: Eukaryota; Metazoa; Arthropoda; Malacostraca; Decapoda; Penaeidae
Product: ribonuclease H2 subunit B-like
Exons: 6
Coding region: 66-803 (245 amino acids)
Biological process (GO): RNA catabolic process
Cellular component (GO): nucleoplasm; ribonuclease H2 complex
Source: RefSeq, a predicted model, not a curated record
CUCUUUUCUCAUCAGCCGAUAUUCAAGUCAUCAAAUUAAAACAUCCUAGAUCUCUUAAUUCAGCGAUGUUUAUUUAUGAUAAAAAAGGAAAGCAACUCUUUGAAUUAGUGGCAUUUGAUGAAGAGUAUAGGUCCUGGCUUAUUGGUGAGACAGUUCAAUCAGAUGGGAAAUUAUACAUAACGACGCCAGUUGACAUCUCUUAUCUCAUCCUACCAUAUUUAAUGCAGGCCACCAAAAAUGUUCCUCUUGAUCACCUACUGGAAGAUGACCAGUAUCCAGCUAUAGUGCAUGUAUCUAGUCUUGCAGCUGGGAAAGAUUUCUCACAUAUUGCCGACAGGAAAGGAAGUCCAGAUCUGGGUGUGUGGAAGUAUAGCAAAGAGUCAACCUUGUCUUGGUUGGAAGGUCGAGUAAGGAAGCUUUCCACUCUCUUGCAGGAAAAGAAAGUUCCUACUUCUAAUGCCCAGAGUUUUACCUAUGUCCGUGCAAUGAACCUGGAACAAACACAGAUGGCAUACCUAGCUCUAGCACAUGGCAUUUUAUCAGAUUAUAUCCCAGAAGAGCUUUCAAAAGACCUCUCUAUGCACCUCCAGCUGCCAGAACCAUCAAAUAAGCAGAAGGCCUUGACAGGUGCAGAGAACCAACCACCAACAAAGAAGCAAAAAAUGGAAGGUCCCACUGAAGAUUACACCAAGGAUGAUAUUAAGGUGGAAAAGAGCAAGACCCCACAGACAGCAAAGGCCAAAGCGCUUGCUAAAUCAGCAUCAGGAUCCAAGAGCAUUACUUCAUUCUUUGGCAAGAAAUAAGAUGUUAGAGAUGUCUAGAUAGAUCAUCAGCUCAGAAUGUACCUCAUUUUUAAUCCACUGGUUUAUAGUUAUACAUAUUAUCUGUUAAUAUAAAGUAUGUAUUAUGAUUGAAGUUAAACACAUUUUGCUUUUGUUAUAUGUAUGUGUCUUGAACUAAUAUUAAAAUAUGAUA